AAACUGUGUUUACGUCACCCUAUUAAUGUCUUUUGUUUCAAUGAUUCUUUACGGGAGAUAACCACUUCCACCUGUUGUACAAACGUGAAGCGAAGGGCGUUUCUGUGGAUGUGAAACCAUAUAACCAACAACCAUGAGAAUAUACAUAGGAACAGCGCUUAUAUUAUCUUUAUUAUACCUCACAACUGAAGCUCAGCAAGUUGGACAACCUCUGUUUUGUCAUGGAUGUGUUGCUGUUCUAAAAGAGUUGCACAAGGAACUGAAGAAUUCCUCGGGAAGGAAAAAUGCAGUCACUCAAAGCGUCAACAAUCUCUGCAAAAUCGAUAAAUUUGUUUCCUACACAUUUAGUCCACCCAAAAUGAUAAAAGCUUGCAAUUAUAUUGUAGAUUCUCAUAAGCAAGAACUUAUUGAAAGUCUGACAGAGUUUUAUAGAAAGUUCAAGACAGCUGAUAAUUUACCUUUACAAGAAGAAUUCUGUGAAAAUACAAUCAAUGCAUGCGAAGGAGUGAGGCGACCCACAAAAGAUAGUGAGAUGAAGCCUCAUGGAUUCUCGGUGGAUGAUGCGCAGCAGCAGCUGAAUGAUGCAGCAAGGAGAAGCUUCACACCACCAGCUGAUGAUGAUUUUCAAAUACCCAAACCCCCCUACAGAGCCACCCCACACGAAGAACUUUAACAAUAAAUGUACUUUUUUUUAA
This is a messenger RNA of Parasteatoda tepidariorum (common house spider), 695 nucleotides long. RefSeq lists its product as uncharacterized. NCBI's taxonomy places the organism in Eukaryota, Metazoa, Arthropoda, Arachnida, Araneae, Theridiidae. The record is from RefSeq and is a predicted model, not a curated record.